AUGUCAUCAUCCGAAUCACAUACGAAAAUCUAUUCAUUCCAAAUAAAAUUCGGUGUUUUUCACCAAAAAGUCACACUGACAACAUCUGAACAGAAUCUUUCGAUGAAAACACUACAUGUAGUAGCCAUUCGAUUCAUUCAAACUAUGUGUCCAGAUCAAGACAUCAGACUGUUUCACAAUCGAAUUUUACUCUAUCGAUACGAACCGUUAUCGUAUCAGAUGUUGAUUCCGCUAAAUCUGAACGAUAUUCGUCUUGCAAAUACGAUUGUCGAAGUCAUCAUAUCUCCGUAUAUCAUGAAUGACUAUCCACAUCCAGUACCUCAUGUGCUUAGUUUACACACAUAUUUGUCACCGACAUUCUGUGACCUAUGUGGACAAUUCCUGUUCGGUCUGUACAAACAAGGAAUGAAAUGUGAAGGUUGUGGUCGAAAUUUUCACAAACGAUGCGUAUCUGAUCUUCGAGACAACUGUUCCUCGAUGGCAAGAAAAAUGUCCGAUAUUGCAUUGACACACGAUGAUGAUUCGAACGAUUUCCGGAAACGAUUAACAUUAAGCGGUGCCGAUCUACCAGCCGUCUUGCCGCAUUGUUUUUACGUCCACAGUUAUCGCUCACCAACAAAAUGUCAUAUAUGCAAGCGAUUAUUGAAAGGUCUAGUUAAACAAGGUUAUCGUUGUAAAGAUUGUAAAAUGAGUGUGCAUAAAAAAUGCAUCCCGAAAGCGACAAAAAACUGUCCAGGCAUGUUAAUGCAUCAUACGUCGGGAGAUGAUGACGAUGAUAAUGUUUCACGCGAAACAACGGAUGAUCUGGCGAUCAGCGGACGGUAUCGUGAUUUGUCGCCAUUACCGAUGAAUAUUGCUGACAAUGAUGAUGAUGAUAUUGAAUGUACCUCGACAACGUCGUCGUUAUUUUCUCGUCAUGGAAAUAUUCGUGCUCAACGUCUUAUUCAAAGUAUCAAACGCGUGAAAAAAGCCAGCGGCGAAGCUUUGUUUUGGGAAGGAUGGAUGGUGUAUACGAUCGAGAAAGAGCCAUUAACAGAAAAACGAUAUUACUGGCGCGUUGAUGCAUCAUCAAUAACGAUGUAUCAAAAUGAAACGACUAAUAAAUUCUCUCGAGAGAUUCCGCUAGAAAAAAUUGUGUUACAAUUGAAUACCAGCCAGGAAAGGUUUCAUUACUUUGAACUCCGUACCGAUCAAAAUAUUUACUUAUGUGGAUACAAACGUACGCGCAGUCGAAAAUACGAUAUUUCACAUUCAUCGCAGCAAGCCAGAAAUGCAUAUACACAAAUUCGUCAAGCGUUAUUAGCUUACAGCAACGAGGGUAAUGAUGUGAAAAGUGCGUUUACAAUAUUGACAUCGAAAUCACAAAAUCGAGAUAUAAGUGAACUGUUUAAAAUUAAUCCGAUUGAAGUACUUGGCAGUGGACAAUUCGGAACUGUCUAUGGAGGUCACUCAAUCGAAACAAAUGAACAAGUCGCGAUCAAAGUUAUUGAUAAAACACGAUUUAGUGAACAAGAAGAAAAGAUUCAACGCGAGGUCGAUAUUUUACAUGAGAUCGCUCACCCUGGUGUGAUCAAAUUGCACGCAAUGUUUGACACACCUGGAAAAUUUUAUUUAGUGAUGGAAAAAUUACAUUCGGAUAUGUUGGAAAUGAUCUUAAGUCAACCAAUAAAACGUCUUAAUGAACGUCAAACAAAAUUUCUAAUUUAUCAAGUGCUUGUUGCUCUGAGAUAUUUACAUAGUAAAUCAAUAGUCCAUUGUGAUUUAAAACCUGAAAAUGUUCUUCUUGCACAAGUACAAGACUUUCCUCAGACGAAAUUAUGUGAUUUUGGUUUUGCACGUAUUAUCGGAGAGAAAUCCUUCCGACGAUCGAUUGUUGGCACACCAGCUUAUUUACCACCAGAAGCGUUAAAGCCAGAAAUACGCUUGGAAAGAGGAUACAAUCGGUCGUUAGAUAUGUGGUCAUGUGGCGUCAUAAUUUACGUAUCUCUCAGUGGAACAUUUCCGUUCAAUGAAGACGAAGAAAUCGAAGAUCAAAUUCGUAAUGCGAAUUUUAUGUUUCCAGUCAAUCCUUGGCAGGAAAUUUCGAAAGAAGCGUUAAAUUUCUUACAAAGUCUAUUAGAAAUUGAUCGAAGAAGACGAAUAGUGAUAAAUAAGGUUUUCCUUCAACCUUGGCUUCAGCACGGCAUUUUGGUUUUAGCUAUUGAUCUUAUCUCACAUCAUUUGCUUCAAGUUAAUGCCGGACACCGACUUGCAGCUGCUAAUACAUUACGGCAUGCGUUUUUUGAAGAUUAUCAACUGUAUUGUGAUUUACGUAAAUUGGAAGAAUCGAGUUCUUGUGAACGUUGGUUAACAUUAGCUGAAGACGAUGAAAAAUGGGAACAAUAUGCAAAAGAGAAUGGUUUCACUAAAAAAUCAUCAACAGCAUCGUCGCUAACAUUGACAUUCCCAACAAAAAACUUUCUCAGUGUAGAAUCAAGUAGAAAAAAUGAAUGA
Molecule: messenger RNA, 2493 nt
Organism: Adineta ricciae
Lineage: Eukaryota; Metazoa; Rotifera; Eurotatoria; Adinetida; Adinetidae
Source: the annotation of a GenBank genome assembly